AUAAAAACCAAAGGUGUAUUGUCAAUUUGACCCCACAGCACCCGGUGACAUGGCAGCCAUCCAAAGAUGGAGAGCGCCUAAUAGGGCGGGUAGUGCUAAACAAGCGGAUGAAAGAUGGCACAGUGCCCAGAGACACAGGGGCAUUGCUGGGCCUCAAGGUGGUGGGAGGGAAGAUGACGGAGUCUGGCAGACUUUGUGCUUUCAUCACGAAGGUGAAACGUGGAAGUCUAGCAGACACUGUUGGUCAUCUACGACCAGGUGAUCAGGUUCUGGAGUGGAACGGGAGAGUUUUGCAAGGAGCCACAUUCAAGGAAGUUUACAAUAUCAUUCUAGAAUCCAAGCCAGAGCCCCAGGUGGAGCUGGUGGUCUCACGGCCCAUUGGAGAUGUCCCUAGAAUACCAGAGAGCACACAUGGACAACUUGAAUCAAGUUCAAGUUCCUUUGAAUCCCAAAAAAUGGGCCCAUCCAUCUCAGUCACGUCCCCCAUGAGUCCCGGCAUGCUCCGGGACACUUCUCAGUAUCUGUCUGGACAGCUCUCAAGUCCAUGCCUUAGUAGAAGAACCACGGCUUUUGUCCCUAGGGUCCAGGUCAAGCUGUGGUACGAUAAAGUAGGACAUCAACUCAUCGUCACUAUCCUGGGCGCCAAAGACCUGCCUCCACGAGAAGACGGCCGGCCUAGGAAUCCAUACGUCAAAAUCUACUUCCUCCCCGACAGAAGGUACAUACUUGGUGAAGUACAGAUAUACAGUGGUCAGCAUAUAUAAGUACACUCCUCACAAAU
Danio rerio (zebrafish) is the source of this 781-nucleotide messenger RNA. NCBI's taxonomy places the organism in Eukaryota, Metazoa, Chordata, Actinopteri, Cypriniformes, Danionidae. The record is from RefSeq and is a predicted model, not a curated record.